Molecule: messenger RNA, 1817 nt
Organism: Phragmites australis (common reed)
Lineage: Eukaryota; Viridiplantae; Streptophyta; Magnoliopsida; Poales; Poaceae
Product: cation transporter HKT2;1-like
Exons: 3
Coding region: 3-1595 (530 amino acids)
Biological process (GO): transmembrane transport; monoatomic cation transport
Cellular component (GO): plasma membrane
Molecular function (GO): monoatomic cation transmembrane transporter activity
Source: RefSeq, a predicted model, not a curated record
AGAUGGAGGGAUUCCACUAUGAGUUCAUCCACAGCAAGAUGCACAGCUUCAUUUGCAUCAGUAGAUAUGUUCUUGAUCUUUUCGUGUUUGUCUGCCGAUUUGUUGCAUCACAUCUUCACCCAUUCUUCAUUCAAUUAUCCUACUUCCUAGUCAUCGAUCUAUUAGGUUCAGUCCUCUUGAUAUCUCUGAAACCAAACAACCCUGACUUCAGCCCUCGAUAUGUCGACAUGCUGUUCUUGUCAACCUCUGCUCUGACAGUUUCCGGCCUCAGCACCGUCAAAAUGGAGGACCUCUCGAGUACUCAGAUCGUAGUCCUGACCUUGCUGAUGUUUGUAGGGGGCGAGGUCUUCGUCUCUUUCUUAGGACUCAUGCUUAGGCCGAACCACCGAGCCAAGCCAACUGAUCCUGCAGGCAACAACAAGGUCAGUUCAGUUGCUGUCGAGCACGAAACGAUAGAUACCGCGAGUGCAAUCAUCUGCGAGGAGUUGCAGCUUGAAGAAGAAAUGCAUGCAACUCCGUCUUUGAGUAGUAAUGAUCUGAAGAAGAGUAGGAGCGUAAGAUACUUAGGAUUCGUUGUGUUCGGCUACCUUGCUGUUAUCCAUGUCCUUGGCUUUCUGCUAGUUUUCUUGUACAUAACCCAUGUGCCAACUGCAAGGGCGGUACUGACCAAGAAAGGGAUCAAUGUUGCUCUCUUCUCGGUGUCGGUCACCGUCUCCUCCUUCGCUAACGGCGGGCUUGUGCCGACGAACGAGAACAUGACCAUCUUCUCCAAGAAUGCCGGCCUCCUCCUGCUCCUCACCGGCCAGGUUCUUGCAGGCAACACGCUGUUCCCUCUCUUCCUGAGGCUGCUGAUAUGGUUCCUGGGGAGAGUGACCAAGUUGGAAGGGCUGGAGCUCAUGAUCAGGAACCCCAAGGAGCUGCGGUUUCGUCAUCUGCUUCCCAAGUUGCUGACGGCGUUUCUCUCCUCAACAGUUGUCGGCCUUGCAGCAUUGGCUGUCGUGCUGUUCUCCGCCAUCGACUGGAAUUCUUUGGUGUUCGAUGGGCUCAGCUCUUACCAGAAGAUCAUCAAUGCAUUGUUCAUGGCAGUGAACACGAGGCAUGCAGGGGAGAAUUCCAUCGACUGCUCACUUAUCUCCCCUGCCGUUCUAGUGCUAUUAAUCGUCAUGAUGUAUUUGCCAUCAUCAACGACGUUUGCACCACCAAACAGAGAUGAUAAAACAAAGGACGAUAAAGUGGUACCCAAACGGAGAUCUUUGGUGCAGAACUUAGCAUUUUCGCAGCUUGGGUGCAACAUCAUCUUUGUGAUGGUUGUCUGCAUCACUGAGAGGAGAAGGCUCAGAAAUGACCCACUCAACUUCUCCACGUUGAACAUGAUAUUUGAGGUCAUCAGUGCAUACGGCAACGCAGGACUGUCCACUGGUUACAGUUGUUCGAGGCUGCAACAGCUGCACCCGGAGAGCAUCUGCCAUGACAAGCCAUACAGCUUUUCUGGAUGGUGGAGCAACGAAGGGAAGUUGAUGCUGAUCUUUGUCAUGCUCUAUGGGAGGCUCAAGGCCUUCACCAUGGGCACAGGUAAAUCUUGGAGGUUAGGAUAAAACACAGCAAUUCUGAACAAGAUUGCCUGCAAAGGUAAGUGUAUCAGAUUUACUACAAUUGUCAUUGGUGUACUGCCUGAAAGUUCAGGCUUCAAUUUGGAUCCUAGUGGAGCAAAAUAUGUGAUCCUGGAUGUUGCACAAUUGCUCUUUUCUUUUUUUCAUUUUCUUUUAUAAAGUCCCUUUUGUACUUUAUAUUAUCAGUCACCAUCAAGGUAUCGGUGC